AUGACGGCAUCGCCGAACGCGCUCGAUUGGCUCCGCGCGCGCCCCCGGGCCGCGGCGGCGUGCGCGCACGACGCGCUCGAUGGACCGCUGGGAGAGAUCGCGAGCGGAUGCGGGACCGCGAUCGGGUUGUCGUGCCCGAGGUGCGGCGCGCGCGUGGCGCCGUGCGAUGGAUGCGAUCGGUUGACGACGCUCGGGGAUGGGGGGACGCGGUGCUGCGCGCGGUGCGGGGCGUUGAGGAUCGAGGGUGACGCGAUGCGGGCGUCGAUGGCGCUCGAACCCACGUGGGAGAUGGACGCGGAGAUGGCGAUGGAGAUAUCCAUCGGGGUGGCGCGGGAUGGGGUGCGAGGGUGCGUGCGGGCGAAGCGAGAGGAGUGCGCGCGCCUGGAGCGGGAGACGCGGGCGCGGUCCGGCGACGGCGACGCGGCGAUGCGACAGCGUUCGAACUCGACGCCGACGGACGAUGAGAACGGAACGCCAGCGGACGAUGAACGCAGACUCACGCUGAGUUCGGUGCAGUGCGGGCAACGAGUCGUGCCGGAGUCGAUAUUCAAGACGCCCGCGCCUUCGCGACUCGGUUUGGGAUUCGCGACGCUGGCGAGAUCGACGACGUCGCCCGUGGGAUGCGACGAUCGCGUCAAGAACGACGCCGUCCAAGCGAAGAUUGUGCGUCUGAAGGGUCAGAUCCUGUUCGGCGAGCGGGCUACGCGAAAGAGGCGAAGGACCGUGGACGAGUACACGUGGCUCGAACACGACAUGCUCUCCUCGGCGCUGAGACGGGCGAACCACGACGCCUCGAGCGCGCGUAAGCUCAUGGAACUCUCGAGCUCGUUUCUCGAAGACGCCCCGAUGCUUCGAAUGAACUUGACGAGGAGCAGCACGCUCAGGACGGCCAUCGAGUGUUUGGAGCGAGACGUAAAGCUGCUGACAAAGGUUGAUGACAAGUCACUUUUGCUCAGAGAUCCCGACACCGAUCCGUACGAGCGCUUGUGGCCGGGCGAAACGCGAGCGAACGAUAUCGAACCGGGCGUCGAGCUCUUGGGAAGAGCACUGCGAGCCAGAUCAGAGUGGGCCGAUCGGAAAGCUUCGGAGCGUGGCGCCACGCACUCGAAGCGGCUGCGCGAAAUUACGCGCGCGCAGAACGACUUGCUCGCGACCGCGCGGGAUGGAACGCGCGACUGCGAAGUCCAAGCGGCGAGAAAAUCGAUCAAAAUUCUCAUCAGCCUCUAUCGCACGAUGUACAGAUUGACGUGCGACCUACACGACUAA
This is a messenger RNA of Ostreococcus tauri, 1266 nucleotides long. Its product is annotated as unnamed product. Bases 1 to 1266 code for a protein of 421 amino acids. NCBI's taxonomy places the organism in Eukaryota, Viridiplantae, Chlorophyta, Mamiellophyceae, Mamiellales, Bathycoccaceae. The transcript is spliced from 2 exons. The record is from RefSeq and is a predicted model, not a curated record.